UGUUGCGAGUAAGUUGCGUCUUUCUUUUUCCAGAAGAGAUUGCAAAAACACUUACUGCAAAGAGCAACAAAGAGAAAGAAAAGGAGAGAAAGAGAAAGAAAGAGACAACAGGCGACAGAGCGACAACACAGCCCGAAAGAAAUAACGCAGAUAGAUAGAGUGAGUGAGUGCAAGUGUAUGUGAGACGGGGGAGGAGGGGGGGGGGGAGAGAGAGAGGAAAUUCAGCAAGCUUUCAAUACCGCAGAAGGGAAAAUGAUGUCUGAGAGCUUUCCAUCCUUUCAUACCCUGUAACUCUAAGAGCACUUGCCGGGUGAGUUGAGGAGAGAAGGACGAAGACGAGGACCACGACGAUGAUGAACGAGAAGAAGUUUUUAACAUGGGAAUAGCAACACCCCCAGUCCUGCCGCCAAUUCUCUCACUCUCCACCAAGCCCCAGCAUUCCUUUUCUUCCAUAUUAGACUCCAAUUCUAUGUCCCAAGAUUAUCACCAGGGAAUCUUCACGUUCUCGAAUGGGUACGAGAGAUCCACUCUAACCCAGCACCAGCAACAACAGCAGCAGCACCAGCAGCAACAGUUAGCGCAGCAGAUCCGGAGAGACAAGGUGAGGGUACAAGGUGGGUUGGACCCGCCGCCGCCUCUUGUGGGCAUAGAGGAAGAAGAAUCUGUAAACCUUCCCGUGUAUGAAACCGGAGGAAUGUUAUCCGAGAUGUUCAAUUUCCCUCCUCCCGGCGCUAGCGCCACUGAAUUGUUGGAACAACAGCACCAACCGGCGACGGCCAUGUAUCGGACCUCCAGGUCGCAACCUCUGGCCACCGAUUGGUACAGACAAGGGAUGUUAAGCGGGUUGGGAGAUUCAAAGAAUCAGAAUAGCCGUGACAAUAGUGGUAUGCUAGAGCAUCAUCAUCCUCAUCCUCAGAUUUCAAGCAUGAAUGCGCACUCAGCUGCCGCCAUGCAGCUUUUUCUGAUGAACCCGCAAACGAGAUCGCCUUCUCCUACUCAGAACCACACUCCUAAUUCGUCUUCUCUCCAAGGCUUCAGUGCUCAGGGAGGGAGUUUCGGUCAAUUCACAUGGGCUCCUCAUAGUUCCCAGCAAGGAGCAGCGGCCGCGACUGCUAAUCCGCCUCAAAUUGGAGGGGUUAUGGAAGCUCAAGGUCUUUCCUUAUCCUUAUCAUCAUCGUUGCAACACUUGGAAGCCGCGAAAGCUGAGGAACUGAGGAUGGGAGACAGCGGGUUUCUGUAUUACAACCAAGGAGGAUCCGGAGGGUCUUCGUCGGCUCAGUAUCCGUAUAAGACAUUGCAUUUCCAAGGGCCCGUCGGAGUCGCUCAGAACCACCAGGGACAUGUGGGGUUCGGGUCAUCAUUAGGGGUGGUAAAUGUGCUGAGGAAUUCAAAGUACGUGAAGGCCGCGCAAGAAUUGCUCGAAGAAUUCUGCAGUGUUGGGAGAGGGCAGUUCAAGAGGAACAAGUUCACCAGGCAAAACUCAAACCCUAGUUCAAAUCCUGGCGGCGGCGGUGGCGGUUCUUCAUCUUCAUUAAAGGAUCCUCCUCCUUUGUCGUCGGCUGAUAGGAUUGAGCAUCAGAGAAGGAAGGUCAAACUCCUAUCCAUGCUUGACGAGGUGGAUCGGAGAUACAACCACUAUUGCGAACAAAUGCAAAUGGUGGUGAACUCAUUUGACAUGGUGAUGGGAUUCGGUUCGGCAGUGCCAUACACGGCAUUGGCUCAGAAGGCGAUGUCUCGCCAUUUCCGGUGCCUGAAGGAUGCGAUAACGGCGCAACUGAGGCACAGUUGCGAGCUGCUGGGAGAGAAAGACGGAGCAGGAAGCUCAGGUUUAACCAAAGGAGAGACCCCAAGGCUGAAACUUCUCGAACAAAGCCUGAGGCAGCAGAGAGCCUUCCACCAGAUUGGCAUGAUGGAACAAGAAGCCUGGCGACCACAAAGAGGCCUUCCCGAGCGAUCCGUCAACAUUCUGCGAGCCUGGCUCUUCGAGCAUUUUCUUCAUCCGUAUCCAAGCGAUGCAGAUAAGCAUCUGUUGGCUCGACAGACUGGCCUCUCGAGAAAUCAGGUAUCAAACUGGUUCAUUAAUGCCAGGGUCCGGCUGUGGAAACCUAUGAUAGAAGAAAUGUACCAACAAGAACUUAAAGAAGUAGAAGGAGAAGAGAGAGGAGAGAAGAACCAAAGCAACAGCAACAGCAACGUCGCACAAACUCCAACCACAGCAGCAACAACUUCAACAGCAACAGCGCCACCACCAUCCACAACAACAACAACAACAACGACACUCACAACAGCAGCAACAGCGGCAGGCAAAAGAUCCCAAAUCAAAGCUUCUGAUAGCGACCAUUCACUCAUUGCAAUCAAUACCCAGCCCUUCUCGGAAACCCAACCAAACCACUCAGCCUCUGCCAUCACCACCACUCCAACCGCCGCAGUUGCCGCCACUUCUGAGGUGGCGCCACCGGCAUCUCAGUGUUAUGACUCAGACCUGCCCCCGCACAGAUCAAUGGUUGCAGAUGACACGUGUCGCCAUGGCAGCCUCAUUGCAGCAGAUUACGGGACCGCUUCUGGUAAUUCUGACAUUGCUUCUACUCUCAUUAGGUUUGGGACCACCGCCGGUGAUGUUUCGCUCACCCUAGGGCUACGCCACGCCGGGAACAUCCCUGAGAAAGCGCCUCCUUUCUCUGUUAGAGACUUUGGAGGCAUUUGAACUUUCCAUAUAUUACAUAUUAAAUCAUAUUCGAUCUAUAGGAAGCUUCUUAUUAUAUUAUGAGAAAAGGGAAACCAUUUUUAAUUUCUUCUUCACUUUUAUUCUCUCCUGUUCCUCCCUCUUAGAUUUGCAUUGUUAUUGGAGAAAAGAAAAAUGGGGAUACAAUAUGAGAAACAUAGCGUUACUUUAUAGCCAGCUAGCUUGUAUAAUUGUAUAGUAGGUUGUUUUAAUUUCCAUAUUUUCCCCUCUAUAUAUGUACUCAAGGGUUGUACUUCAAUUUGAUAGGACUUGAACUGAUUAAUCACCAGAAUAACAGGAGCUUAUAUUUCUUA
This is a messenger RNA of Prosopis cineraria, 3036 nucleotides long. RefSeq names its product BEL1-like homeodomain protein 4. Lineage: Eukaryota; Viridiplantae; Streptophyta; Magnoliopsida; Fabales; Fabaceae. Gene Ontology annotation, biological process: regulation of transcription by RNA polymerase II. Gene Ontology annotation, molecular function: RNA polymerase II cis-regulatory region sequence-specific DNA binding; DNA-binding transcription factor activity, RNA polymerase II-specific. The record is from RefSeq and is a predicted model, not a curated record. The coding region runs from base 377 to 2704 and encodes 775 amino acids. The transcript has 5 exons.